CCGCGCUUCGCCGCCGUCCGCGGCCCUGGGGCCCCGCUGAGCAACGGCAGCAUCGCCCCGCGCCGCCGUCGCAGCGGGCUGAGGAGGCGGCGCCGAGCUCAGGUGCCCCCGGAGCUGCCCCGGCCCGCCCAGGUUUUGCUGGAUACGCCAAAUCAAUAUUAGAAAACAAUGUCCCUUGACUUUGAUAGUGGAGCUCUACAAACUCAGCACGAAGAUGAAGACUAUGACCAAGAAGAUUAUGCAAGAGAGCAAGAGUUGCAACAGUUGUUGACAGAUCUUCCCCAUGAUAUGCUGGAGGACAGUGGAGACCAACUCUCCAGUUACUCAGACUGUAGCAUUCAGGAGACUGAGGAGCAGUCACACGAGCCUGGGAAGCUUGAUGGAAGGUGGAAUGAUCAUCCACUGAUCAGUGAUCCUCCAAAUGGCUAUGAACAAGGACAAAAUCUGUACCCUGAACAAUUCUUGUGUGACCAGCAAACUGAUCAUGUUGAAAAACAUGGGAAGAAUUGGAAUGGCCUACAUAAUGAUGAAGAGAAGAAACAUUUAUAUGAUGUUAAAGAAGAUUACUGUGGCCAGGAUGGCCAAGGUGCUCCAGAUAAUGUGUAUCUUGGUAGAGAUGGGUUUAACUCUCCAAGUUGCUACCAAGAGAACAAUAUGUAUCAUCUUCCUGAAAACUUCAGGCCUUAUACAAAUGGCCAUAAACCAGAAUUUAACAAUCAGCAAAAUAAAAUAUUAAAUUUUUCAGAUGAUCCAAAGGAACAUAUUAAGCAGUUUGUUCCAUCUGAUGUUGUCAAUGGCCAGUCACCAGAAUCUUACAAAGUGACUUAUAAACCCUACCAAAAUGGCAUUCAUCAAAAUAUUCCAGGAAUCCAAGAAGGAAAUAGAAGAAAUGAAGUGUUUGAAGGUUUGCAACAUGAAUUCUUGGGCAAUGAUGAAAAGUCUUCAGAAAAUAUGCAGAUUCUUCAACUUCAAGUUCUAAAUAAAGCAAGGGAAAGACAACUGGAAGAACUUAAUGAAAAGCUAGAAAAGAGUGCACAGCAGAUUAGGUAUUUGAAUCAUCAGCUUUCAAUGGUCAAAGAUGAAAAGGAUGGUUUGGCUCUUAGUCUUCAUGAGUCUCAGAAACUCUAUCAGAAUGGAAAGGAACGGGAAAUGCAUCUUGAAGGCCAAAUCAAGGCCCUUGAAACUCAAAUUCAGACUCUUACUACCAAUGAGGAGCAGAUUCUGAAGCAAUCCAAAGUGGCAGAGGUGGCCAUGGAGAGCAUGCAAAAGCAGCUGUUAGAACUUCAGAGAUCAGAUGCCCUCCAGCGAGCCAGAGAGCAACACGAGGCCAUUAUUUCUGCACUCAAGCAGAAGUAUGAACAGCAAGUAUUGUCAUUAGAGCAGAAACUUGAUACUGCACAAUCUGCACUCCGAGAGCAGAAAGAGCUUUGCAAAAAUCUAGGAGAGCACGUUAAGCAACUUGAAAAAAUGCUGGAAGAAACCAAAUGUGAGAAAACUGAAAUAAUAAAUCGACUGACAAGAAGCCUAGAAGAAAGCCAAAAGCAAUGUGCAAAUUUACUGCAAACAGGCUCAAUGCAGGAGACAAAUCAGUUACGGUUUCAGUUGCAGCAAGCUCAGUCUGCACAGAUUAUAAGCAACAACAUGAACAAGGCUUUGCAGGAAGAAUUAAUGGAACUGAAAGAAGAAAUAGCUUUGUAUGAAUCUGCUGCCAAGCUUGGAGUGUUUUUGAAUGAUGCAGGUGGAGAGCAACCUAUGAGCCUGGGUGAUUCCUAUGUAGAACUGGGAAUUAAAAAAAUCACAGGGAAGAAGCCAAAAUUCUGCAGUGCAAUACAGAACAGAGACAUGGAAAAAGAACUCUCUAAAGAUGAAAUUAUUGUAGAAUUAAAAGCUGAGCUGGAACGUUUAUUGAGCAGUAAUAAAAUGAAGAGAAACCAGAUUACUCAACUACAAAAUAAUCUUAAGGAUUGCCAGAAGACACUAGAGGAAUACAAGCAGUUGAAAGCAGAAAAAGCAUCAAGAGAUUCAGAGCCUGUUACAAAUUUGAAGGAUGCUUCUGAUAAUCUAAAGGAAGAAAUUCUGAGACUCAAAAAGGCUAAUGAAGCUUUGCUGCAGGAAGUUGAGGCCCAUACUUCAACUAUUAAAGAACUGAAGGAAAAUGAGGAAAAACUGAAAAGCUUAAAUCAAGACCUCUGUUGUGAGAUGAGAAAGAUGGUUCAGGAGUUUGAUCAUGAUAAGCAAGAAGCCAUUGACAGGUGUGAAAGAACUUACCAGCAACAUCAUAAGGACACCAAAGCACAUUUUGAGAAGGAGCUGAUGGAGAGGUUUGCUGUAGAAAAGCAGCUGCUUCUUCAAACUUCUGAAGAGACAGUCUCGCAGUUAAAGGAUAACAUAGAGGAGCUGAACAAAGAGAUUACGGCAGUGAAGGAAUGUUACAUUGGAGUUUGUCAGGAGAAGGACACCUUGGAAACUACUUUAAGACAGAAGUUUCAACAAGAGCAGCAGCUGAAGGAAGAGAAGCUCAAGAAACAGCUACUAGAAGAAAAGGAACUCUCCCUUAAACUUCUGAGGACUGAGCUUGAAGAGGAACACAUCAGGUCCAUGAGAGCAGCAAAGAAGCAGUGGCUGGAAGAGAAAAACCAGCAAGUUCAAGAAGAAGUUGCAUUAGCCAAAGUUCGCUGGGAAAAGGAAGAAAAGGAGAAUAAAGAACAAGUCUUUGCCAAAUUAGAAAGAGAAUGGCAAAGUAGGCUGGAAGAAGUGAGAAGAACUGUAGCUGAAUAUAAUGACUGCAGUUGCCAAACUGACCAAGUUGUGGAUGAAGCUUCAGCAAAAGAGUUAGAAGGGGCUGCUGAAGACCAGAGGGUGCAGAUCCAGAAGGCUCUGAAAGAAAAUGCAGCCUCUGAAGAGGCCUUAAAAGAAUUUGAAUUAGAACUGGAAAAUAAAUACUGUAAAAAUCUUGCCAGCCAGGUAGAUGCAGCUUUAGCCCAAGCUCGUGCCAAGUGGCUGCAAGAGUACAAACUAAAACUAAAGACAGAACAAGAAAAAUGGGAAAAGGAACACCAAAAGACUACAGCAGAGCAGUUAGCCCUGGUUCUCUCAGCUGCUGAGGAGAAAUGGAAGAAAGAAUAUGAAAGUACAGAGACACCUGCACUAAGAGUUAAAGAACUUGAAGAAAAGAUAAUUUCUUUGAGGAGGGAAUUGGAGCUAAAGAAUGAGGAAAUCCCUGCAGCUGUCAAAGCAGAAGUAGCAAAAGCCCGUGUGCAGUGGAACAAAGAAAAACAAGAAGAAAUUCUGCAGAUACAAGAGCAAAAUGAGAGAGACUACCAAUCAUUCUUAGAUGAUCAUAGAAACAGAAUUAAAGAGGUCCUUGCAACAGCAAAGGAGGACCUUGCAAAGCAGAAGAACGAUCUCUCCAUGCAGAAAGAGGCAGAAAUCAAGAUGUUACUAAGCCAAAAGCAGCGAGAAUGGGAGGCUCAGGAAGCCAAGAGACUGCAGGAUGAAAUGAGUCGGUAUGAGGAGAAGACUCUGGUUGAGCUGGAGUAUUUGUUGAGUGAAAUUCAUGAAGAACUGGUCAAGUGCACACAGAGUAAACAUUCUUGGAAGGACAAGUGUUUUGGCUCUCAUGUUCAAUUAACCAGUCAAGGCAAAGACAAACUGAAGGCUUGUUUACAAAAGGCCUAUAGAAACACGGUGUGCACAAUUCUGGAAAAGAAAGAGCGAGAAUGGAAAGAGAAAUAUGAAGAGCUAGUGAGUAAUGCAAAUAAAGAAUCGUACCCUUACCUACAACAUGGUGCAGGAAACACUGGGGAUGUGGCAAGACCCCCUGUGUGCAGUGUUGGACACCAAGCAGAGGCACAAAGGAGGCUGGGAAGACAGACACCCUUGCAGGAAGCUGGAACAGAAAAAGAAAAUGAGAUGGUUCCAGGAGCUCUAAUUGCACAAAAUUCUGAGAUGAAGACUAAACUGAAGGACCAGGGAUCACCACCAAGGUCAUUGCCAAGGGAAGGCAUCUCAAAACCUUGUGCACCCUCUGACUCUGUGAAAGGUCUGGAAGAAAUGCGUGCUCACUACAUCAAAGCUUUGAGCAAGAUUAAGUGUGAUAUGCUUUGUUAUAUCCGUGAAAGUAAGGAACGAGCUGCUGAGAUGAUUAAAGUGGAGGUUUUAAGAGAGCGCCAAGAGACAGCACGGAAAAUGCGCAAAUACUACUUGACAUGCCUUCAACAGCUGCUCACUGAUAAUGGCAAACAUGAAGGAGCUGAAAAGAAAAUAAUGGAUGCUGCCAGUAAACUUGCUACGAUGGCUAAAGGGCUGGAAACGCCUCUUCGGCACAUUCCCCAGCGCAAAUCUGCCUGCCCAGCUCUGCGUUUAAAUUCUGAUCCUGGAGGUGAGUGCUCCGAGAGAGAUUGUGUGCUUCGGACUAGGUCACACCACAUGGAAAGCAAAUCAUGUAGUGAAAGCAGUACUGAAAAAGCCACUGAUAAAGUUGUCCAGAAGCGUGUUCCACGUGACUUGAGACAGCAGUUUGAUGGAAUGCAGACCAAAACUCAACAUGUGCUUUGUGAAACAGUGACUUCAGAUAUUCGGAACAGGAAUAAUUCUCAAAAUCUGGAUGGUGCCUCUAGAGGUGUUCUACCAGAAUGUUACCCGAAUGAAGAUGGAAGAAGAGAAAAAUAUGGCCCCAUUGCAAAUGUAGACAAAGGACCAUUGUGUGCUGUGAGUAAUGGUGAUGCUCCUCCCUCUGCUGGUCAGGGAGCACUACAAAAUAUGCAAAUACCCAGGGUUACAAAUGGCCACAGCAGCUCUGGGCCUACUCAUCAUAUGAUUAAGAGCAAGAAUGGAAGAACAGGCUUGGAAGAGGAUAAAUGUAUCAAAUCAUGUGGAAAAUGGAAAACUAAGUCUAAGAGAAGUCAAAAAUUUGAUUUUAAAGACCCUCCAGAAAGAGAUGAUGGAAGCAGUAGUGAAUGGAGUUCUGGGAAUGGAAGCAUGUAUCUGGAUUGUGGUGAAAUGCCUCUCUUGUAUCCUCAACAAAAAGCCAAUACUAAUGUUCAAGCACAGACUGUGUACUGUGAAGAGUUUCCUCACAUCAGGUCAUUUUCUCCUGCAGAUGAAAAUGUUACUUCUCAGAGAGACAUUUCUAGUGGCAGUGGCAAGACGCUCAGUACAAAAAGCAGCAGAAAAGUUUACAGUAGAGGCCAGCAGAUAACAAACCCAGAGCAUACUUCAUUCCUCAACUCUUGACAAAUCGAAUUCAGCUGUCCCACAACUCAAUGCAACAUCAGAUUCAAAUGUAGGAAAAUGCUGCAACAAAUGCUUGGAGAAUAAUGGUGUGGGAUGCCCAGUCUCAGCAAGAUAGUGUUUUUUAAUUAGCCCACUCUCUAACUUGAACCAAUACCAGCAGUCCUUGUUUGAAGGAAAAAAUUAACUUGAUGUUUAAAUAAAGUGUGAUGAUUCAGGAAAAUCCUUUCUACUGUGUCCAUUUCGUGAUCAAUGUUACAUGAACAAACUUUAUCAAGUUACUUGAAAUAUUACUGCAGAAUUUUCUUUACCCUUGUAAUAACACUUUCAUAAAUGUUUAUAGUGUACUAGAUACAAAUUUAUUAAAUAGAAUCUAUUUUUAUAUUCAAUAUAGCGUGCAGUGUUUAUCUAAAACCAAGCUACUGUAACUUGUGGUCAUUUUUAAAAUGGUUUUCAAAAUUCCUUCAGAGCGUAAUGAGAGAUGUUUGAAGUUAGUAUUUUAAUUGACUUCC
Messenger RNA from Passer montanus (Eurasian tree sparrow), 5744 nucleotides. It is a transcript of the gene CEP152, whose product is annotated as centrosomal protein 152. Gene Ontology annotation, biological process: centriole replication. Gene Ontology annotation, cellular component: centrosome. The transcript has 27 exons. Lineage: Eukaryota; Metazoa; Chordata; Aves; Passeriformes; Passeridae. Bases 169 to 5235 code for a protein of 1688 amino acids. The record is from RefSeq and is a predicted model, not a curated record.